AUGGGGCAAACAGGGGAAGAAGGCAGCAGAAAUGGCGAGAGCGGUGAGAAGGAACAAGACGGAGACGUGGUGGAACCGAUACAGUUCGUAGACGUCAACGCAACGAAUAUCUUCGAUUUGGACUUAACCCAGUUAGAUAUAAAAAGAGUGAAUAACCAUAUGAGGCUAAGUGAGAUAAGUCAGCUGUACUACUACCUGAACAAGAACUCCUUUUGCUAUACGUCGGAGGAGAGGCCAUACAUUUCUAACAUGCUGCAAUUGAAAUCCUUUUUUUCCUCCAAUGAUGUUGAAAAUUAUGAAAUUCUUGAGCAGCUGAAGCAGCAUGAUGCGAGGGAGAAUUCGCGGAUGCGCAAGUUCAACCUCGGCCGGGUUAUAUCGCGUAGUAAGCUUGAGGAGAGGGAAAUGAUGGGAAUGUCGGGGGGGAAGAGGGGCCCGCAGAAGGUGGGGGGUACGUGGAAUGAGUACGGCGCUGAUGUGCAGACCGACGUGGGGGAUGAGUGGGAGGGGCGCGGCAGUGGUAGUGAUAACCGAAAUGGUAGUAGCAACCGAAAUGGCAGUAGCAACCGCUACGCUAGUGACAACCGCUACGCUAGUGACAACCGCAAUGGUGGUGAUGGCGACCCCCUCGGCGGGGCAAAACCCAAGGGGGGGAGUAACCAAAGGAACGGGCACCACACACCGGGGAAAGCGUGGCACACACGCGUGUCGCCCACAAACUCGUGUCACUCCUCCGAGUUGACCUCCUCAACGAGCUCCUCCUCGUUCUGCUCGUCCUCCUCCUCGUCCUCUUCCUCGUUGUCCUCCCUCUCUGCGUUUUCAACGAACAGGGCAGACAAGAGCGGAAAGAAGGGGACCCACAUGAGUAAUUUAAAAAUCUUAGAUGUGAUAAAAAAGUACAAUGAAAAUCUGGAAAAAAUAGAAACCAAAAAAAAAAAAAAAAUUAAAAGUCGAAUUGGGAAGCUAAAAAAAUAUGACUCAGUCAGCAUCCAAGGGCAUAACAACAAAAUGGUCAUGUGGCAGAUAUAUAAGUUUGUGAAACAGAAGAGCAGCGUGAGCAUUAUAGGCCAAUUGAUAUACAGCAGUAGGGACUGUAAGAAAUUUCUUUACAACGGCUUGGAUUGCCAUAUGAAUAGGUGGAAUGUGGUGCCCUGCCUGGGCUACCUCAACGAUAUCAGCGAACAAGAGGUGGCUCACAGGAUACAGGUGUAUAACUUUUACGAGUUUAUUUACCUUUUCGAUGAGUUUCCCCUCUGCUGUCGGCAUAGGAGGAGGUUGUGUGGGGCCCAGUUCGGGGGGGAAACCGAGAAAACCAAACUGGGAGAGACAACCGAAGAAGCCACCCCUGGAGAGGCAAACCACAGCAGCCCCUGCGAGUACGACGACCAAAUUGUGUUCAACUCCCUGCAGCGAGAGAAGAAGCAGAGGGACCAACCCAACUGCAGCUUCCGAGUGUUUUACUACGACCGAUUUUUGUAUAAAAACACGCAGAUGGUUCCCCAGCUAGCCAAAAACUGCAUCAGCAUAAACAGGAGCACGGGAGAAAAUUUCAAUUUUUACCUCAAGUCAAACGUAUACGCAACAGUGAGAGACACCUACAAUGUAUUUUUCGAUCCAAACAAUACCUACGUGUUAACCCAAAAAAAUUUCGAGUACUUAUAUUUUUUUUGUUUCAACUGCGAAGCAUAUUAUGAUAUUAAUAUAAUUCUGUGUUCCCUCCUUUAUAGCCACAUGAAUGGCUUGAAGGGGUUAGAGGCACCGGGGGACUUGGCGAAAAUGGCUCCCUUCCUACAAAAGUAUAAAAAACAAUAUGAUGUGAGGAUCAAAAGACAAAGGGUUAAACAAACAGACGUUUAUUUUAUUUGCCCCAAUUGUACACUCAACAAUGUGCACCAUGUGAAUGAACACCUCCCUUUUUUUUUUUAUUUUUGUGACAUCGUAAAUCUGCAUAAUCAUCCCUUUUUAAUAUACAAUGAGUGUAUGAAAAAUAUUUUCCAUUUGGACCUUCCGUUUUUCUGCCUGUACAAUGUGCCCGAGGAGAAGGCGCUGCUAAAUGCUCAGAAAAAAAAAAUGCCCAUUGUUGAUAGGGGCAAAAGUUUGCCUGCACAGAAGGCCAGCAAGAAAAAAAAAAACGCCCCCGUGUGUGCAAGCGGGAAACGCAGGAGCGGUAAAGGCGGGGAAGCGCCGGCCGUCGCGCAGGGGGGCAAGCAAAUUGGCAACCCCAUUGGGAGUGGCAGCACUAUUGGGAGUGGCAACCCUAUUGGGAGUAGCAGCACCAUUGGAAGCAGCAACGCAAUCGGAAGUAAUAACACCACGGGGAGUAGCAACCCCAUCGGAAGUAGCAACCCCAUCGGUAGUAAUAACACCACUGGGAGUAAUAACACCACUGGGAGUAAUAACACCACUGGGAGUAAUAACACCUCUGGGAGUAGCAACCCCACUGGGAGUGAACGCUCCGCAGUUCGGGCGCAGGAAAGGGUGCCCCUCGCGCCGCUCACACCACCCGCGCGUGGUCGUCACUGCGAAGUGGCCGAGCGCGGGGCCCAAGAGGGGCAGCGGAGUUCGCGCGCGGGCAUGGCUAGCGAGGAAAAGGGGAAAAGGGGGCAACUCGCGGGGGGAGCAGGCGAAGUGGAAGAAGCAGGCGAAGUGGAAGAAGCAGGCGAAGUGGAAGGACCAAUCAAAGUGGAAGGACCAAUCAAAGUGGAAGGACCAAUCAAAGUGGAAGGACCAAUCAAAGUGGAAGGACCAAUCAAAGUGGAAGGACCAAUCAAAUUGGAAGGACCAAUCAACGUGGAAGAGGCAAUCCACGUGGAGAAAACUCGCCAUGGGGGUGAAGAAGCCAACAAAGGGAAGAAACCCCCCCAGGCGAAAAAAGCCACCCAGAUGGGAAAUCCCAGUCAUGCCGCGGAGCGAAGCCGAGUGAAAGGCGAGGUGGUCCCUGCGCCAGACCGUGGGCACGGUAAAGAAAGUUCUGAUCGGCAGCGGGAACCCCUCGAUGAGUACCCCCAAAAGGAAGAAGCAGGGAGGGGAAAGGCCUCCCCUGAGGGGCAGGAGACCUCCAGGGAAGAAACGCGAAGCAGCAAAAGGCGGAGCGAUAGGAAGAGGAAGAAAAAAAAGGAAGAGGACGAUGAGUUGUUUGAUGAGGGGUGCCUGUCAAACGAAAGCGAAGAGGAAGAUACCUUUGACGAUGACUUGGGUGGUCGCACAGACGAAGAUAUUGUGGAGGAGAAUCAAAUUUUGAUUGAGGAGGUGUACAGCGGGGACUCUGAUUUUUGCAACGAGGAGCAGGCGCCCGGGCGGAAGAGAAGGAAGAAGGCGGGGAAGAAAGGGAGGCCCCCCAAGAGGGAGGGCGGCAAGGGGAAGAGGGGCGCCUCGCGGGAGAAAGGAGCGGGAGCGGUCCCAUGCGGUGCGAAUGUGGGCGGUGCGAACAUUGGCGGAAACGUGGGCGGAAACGUGGGCGGAAACUGCGUUAGCGGCGGGAACGUCGGCUGCGGAAACUGCGUGGGCUGCUUGAGCGGCGCGAACGCCCGCGGGGGGAACCUCUGCCCGGAGAGGAAGAAGGAAGAAGAGUACAAGACACUGGUGGACGACGUGAACCGCGCGUGCAACGAAGACGACGCAGCGAACAGAAGCAUAAGCAAAUACACCAAGGUGAUAGAAAAAAUAAAACGUGCCCUAGACAAAGAAGGCACCUCAGAAGAUACCAAAGACCUCAGCGAAAGAAUCGUAAAAGCAGUAAUUCAAAAUUUUAAUGACAAAAUGGAAAUAAAAAUGAAGCUGUUUUCUAUCUGCUCUAACCUCAUACGGAAGGACAACGCAGAAUUGAGGAGCAAAAUUCUUAAGGGGGUAAUACCGGCCACAGAUCUGGCCCAUAUGGACUCAUCAGAUUUAGCUCCCAUCAGUUUGAAGAACAAGAGGAAGGAACACGAGAGGAAAUACUUUUACGAAAAUAUUUAUCUGCGUGAGAAUUUCCUUAAUUUGAAAAAUAAUAAAAAUUUGGAGGAGGAGGUUUUUCACCCCGCGGGGGUCACGUUGGAGCAUCAGCAGCGGGGGGAGCAGCGGGAGGAGCAGGGGGAGAAGCAGGAGGAGAAGCAGGAUGAUAGUCGAGUGGGGCAAGAGGGGGGCGAGGAGAGUCCAGAGGAUGGCGGUGUUAAUGUGGCGAAUACGAUCGGCGGAGUGGCCGAGGAGGGACUCACCCACCCCCGGGGUUCCAAAAAGAGAGCCUCUUCCAACCAGAGCGACGAGUUGCACCCCUUAAAACAGGGGGACAGCAAUGGAGAGGAGAAAAACGUUAACCCCUCAAGUAGCAUGAGUGCCAAUCUAAGCGACAGCAAACAAAGGAGAAAAGGGUCCUCCGGAAAUGAAGACGAGGAGAAGAACCUCUGUGUGAUGAUACCCCCCAUGGAGAAAUACUCAUUUGAAUUCACCUACCAGAGUUUGAAGGGCGUGUAUGAGCACAUGCCCAAAUACGCCUCCUCCCCCAUCCUCACCUUCCUGGACAAUUCCUAUAACCGCAUCGUCACCAUCAUCGACGCGAGCAAGAAUGGGCAGCUCUGA
Molecule: messenger RNA, 4554 nt
Organism: Plasmodium vivax (malaria parasite P. vivax)
Lineage: Eukaryota; Apicomplexa; Aconoidasida; Haemosporida; Plasmodiidae
Exons: 1
Coding region: 1-4554 (1517 amino acids)
Biological process (GO): DNA-templated transcription
Source: RefSeq, a predicted model, not a curated record